GUCUCUCAGCUCUCUUCCCAAAGCAGCUUCUGCUUCUGCUCAGUUUCCCACUGCCACCACAACCAGAACUUGUUAUGGUCAAGUUUUAACGCAGAAGAACACUUGCAAGUUCCACCAAACCAAAACCCCUCUCUCUCUCUCUCUCUCUCUCUCUAAACUCUGAUCCUGCUCUCGAGACUUGAAUAUCUCGCUCUUUUAUCACAUGGGCACGAGGGAAAAACGAAAAAGUUUCACCACCUAAUUAACAAUCCGCCAGAUUCAUCGCACCUUUUUCAAAAUUAAUCCAAAAAAAAAAAGAAAGUACGAUCACGCUCCACUCUCUCACCUCCUAUUAUUAUUCCUUCUUCUAUCUUUUCUUCUCUCCCUAGAAAAGCAGAAUUCUCUUUUUCUUUACUUUUGACAUUAUCUAUGGAUUCUUACGAAGCUAGUCGAACAGUAUUCUCAAGAAUCCAGAGUCUAGAACCCGAAAACGCCACAAAAAUCAUGGGGUACCUUCUGAUACAAGACUAUGGUGAGAAGGAGAUGAUCCGCUUGGCUUUUGGUCCAGAGUCCCUUCUUCACAAUCUCAUCAUCAAGGCCAAAACUCACUUGGCUAUUCUCCCUAAAUCAUCGUCAUCAUCGUCGUCGUCGUCAUCAAUAUUUUCUUCUUCUCCUCUCAACCUCAUUUCUGAGCCCAAUCCAUUUUCAAGUCCUCCGCUUUCUUACGCUAGUGCUUUGAACAAAAACAUUAGUUUUGGGUCUUCUUUAUACAAUUCUACAAGUGAAAAUCUCGUCGAAGAAAUACUCUCUCCAACAAGUGCGUAUUUCGAAUCGUCUGAGAAUGUUAAUUCUGGGUUCGGGUUUAGACCUUGUUUGUACUUCGCUAGAGGGUUCUGUAAAAACGGCAACACUUGCCGAUUCCUCCACGGAGAUUCAGCUUUCGAAAAUAAUAAUAAUAAUACAAGUAACGAACUUGAACAGUGUCAAGACUUGCUCAGACUUAAAAAAGCUGCUCACUCUCAGUUCAUCACCGGACCAGCAGCUUCUUUCCCGUACGACAACAACUCUGUUAGUUUGCUCAUGCAACACCAGAUUGACCCCCCAAGAUCUCCAACAGGUGCAAUGAUGAUAGGAGAGGAGGUUCAGAAGUUUGGGAGGUGUCGUUUUGAGAGGAACGAAAGUAUCAUGAACCCAAGUUCCAGGCAAAUUUACUUGACAUUCCCAGCUGAUAGCACUUUUAGAGAAGAAGAUGUAUCCAAUUACUUUAGCAUUUAUGGACCAGUUCAAGACGUGAGAAUUCCAUAUCAGCAAAAACGGAUGUUUGGAUUUGUUACCUUUAUGUAUUCAGAGACUGUGAAGUUCAUCUUGGCUAAAGGAAAUCCACAUUUUGUUUGUGAUUCUCGGGUGCUUGUUAAGCCUUAUAAAGAGAAGGGAAAAAUUGUAGAAAAAAAACAACUUCAACAACAACAGCAGCAACAGCAAUUGGACAGUGGAGACUAUUCUCUGUGUUCAAGCCCAUCUGGGCUUGACUAUGAUCUCCAUCAUGGGCCAAGUAUGUUUUACAAUAAUACACAAGAGAUGUUACUAAUGAAAAAGCUUGAGGAACGGGCUAAUUAUCAGCAAGCCAUUGAACUCCACGGAAGAAGGCUGAUGAAUCUACAACUUAUGGACCUCAAGAAUCAUAAUUAUCAUCGUCAAGCUCAAUUCCAUCGCAGUUUAUCUUCUGGGUCCUCAAUUCCCUUCCCAAAUGCUUUGCCUUACUCUCCCAAGAACCGAGUCCUUUUUGUUCAACCCGACGAGACCGAACAAUAUGUUUCAGAAGAGAAUAAUGGUGGUUUAAGUAAUGGAAGAGAGGAAAAUGGUGACACUGGCAAGGAGUUAGCUAAGACUGAUGAAGAAAGUGACUUGAAUGAAAGUAUAGAGCACAUCCUUCCUGAUAGCCUCUUUGCUUCUCCUAAGAAAUCAGCUGUUGACCACACAACUAUUUUGUCCAACUCUUCAGAGGAGCCUAGUGAAAUGACCAAUGGCCCAUUACUUUCCAAUUCUACCCUCAACUUAGCCUCUCCAGAAUCUGUUUUCUCCAAAUGCUCAGGUCUUGUUCUUGGUAUGGAACCACUAGAAUGUAACUGAUGGAGUUAAGUAACAUUGGGGCAGCAAUGGGGAUCUUCACUUUGCCAGGAAUAUAUAUAUCUAUAUAUAUAUAUAUAUUUGAGCAGAAACACAUAAAAAGAAAAUCAUCGCUGUAUAGCCAAAAACCACAACCCACGUCAAAGUGACCUGUAGGCAAACAUCUCAGCAAGAUCACCAUCAUUAUCAUUAUUACAUACUAGUUAAUAGUGAAAUACAUAAUUGUAUACUUGAAAUAACAGAUGAACUGAUUUAUGGGAGUGGGGCCCUUUUCUACUUUAUGUAACCCCCGCUUUGUAGGUGUGUGUUGGUUGGACCAUCCCGGCAAGUUGUAUCACAACAAAGAAAGCCUAAUGGUAGUAGUAAGUAGUAAAUCCUCAUGUUAUAUAUGAUGUUCUUGUAAUUUACCACUUUCUUUCUUUCUUUUUUUUUUUUUUUUUUUUUGCUUUUAUGCUACCACCUGUAUUUGUAUGGUGUAAAAUCUACAGAGAAAUGAAAGGUUGUAUUAUGCAAGAAAAAAAA
Morus notabilis is the source of this 2628-nucleotide messenger RNA. Its product is annotated as zinc finger CCCH domain-containing protein 22. The coding region runs from base 409 to 2109 and encodes 566 amino acids. Gene Ontology annotation, molecular function: metal ion binding; RNA binding. The transcript has 9 exons. The record is from RefSeq and is a predicted model, not a curated record. Lineage: Eukaryota; Viridiplantae; Streptophyta; Magnoliopsida; Rosales; Moraceae.